AUGUCUCUAAUAAAAUAAAAAUGCGUGUGAAGCGCUGAGGAGCCCCUUGGCUUUCCUCGCAUCCGACGGUGGUACCCCGGGGCGGGGAGGCUUGUCGCCGUUGACGGAGGAGGGGAGCAACAAGCGGUGGUGCUCUGCUGGCCGACUCCGACCCGACGUGAGCGUGCAUCCCUCCCAUACUCACUCGAGCCACACAUCUCCAUCUCCCCUGCACGUCUCUCCUCCUCCCACGCCGUGCUCUCGACCGUGCAGGUGCGGCGCCGCGGCAGCUACAAUUAGGAUUGGUUUGGGGCUUUCUCCUGUGGCGGCGUCCGGGUCUGGCGGUGGUGAGGCCGGCCGCUUUGGCCCUCUCAUCGAUCUUGGCUGCUUUUCUCAGCUCGUUGGGUUCAGAUUGUUUUUGAGACAGAAACACAACAUGCAGUGCUCUAACCUUGGCAGCAAAAAUGGUCUAAAUUUCAUUAACAAGCAGCACAAGGCGGCGGCGCUGCUUCUUCCCCCAAAACAAAAUUUGGAGGAGGGGAAGGAAGAGGCCGGGAUGACGUCGAAGAAGAAGAAGCAGAAGCGCAAGGAGUGCAAGCACGUGAAGAUUAUGCCGUCAUCUCCUUGUGCCUCCGCGGCCAAAACCCCAAUCUUGGAGCAGGAGGAGAAGGUGACAAAGAAACGGAAGAGGAGGAUGAAGCAGGAGCCAUCCGGCAACUUGCUCUUGCCACUUCAGCCUGGCUAUGCCUGUAACUCAUUCCUUCAGUCCCCCGCACCCGAGAUCCUAACGUUGGAAGAGGCGGCGGUGAUGAUUAGGAAGAAGAAUAUGCGUAAAGAGCAGAAGGUGGACGCGCUGCCUUUUACCCAGAAUCCUACCUUAGAGGAGGAGCAGGGGGAGAAGAAGAAGGAGCGCAAGCGUGUGGAGCAGAUAUUAUUAUCUCCUUCUACACCUGUUCCUGCUGGAACCCCAAUUCAGGAGCAGGAGGUGAACGUGAGAAAGAAACAGAAGAGAAGGAUGGAGCAGCAGCCAUCAGACAACUCGCAGUUGCCACUACACCCUGGCCAUGCCUGUAACCCAUUCCUUCAGUCCCCCGCGCCUGAAAUCCUAACGUUGGAAGAGGCGGCGGCGAUGAUGAGGAAGAGGAAUAUGCGUAAAGAGCAGAAGGUGGAUCCUACCUUAGAGGAGGAGCAGGGGGAGAAGAAGAAGGAGCGCAAGUGCGUGGAGCAGAUAUUAUUACCUCCUUCUACACCUGUUCCUGCUGGAACCCCAAUUCAGGAGGAGGAGGUGAAUGUGAGAAAGAAACAGAAGAGAAGGAUGGAGCAGCAGCCAUCGGACAACUCGCAGUUGCCACUACACCCUGGCCAUGCCUGUAACCCAUACCUUCAGUCCCCCGCGCCCGAAAUCCUAACAUUGGAAGAGGCGGCGGCGAUGAUGAGGAAGGAGCAGGGGGAGCAGAUAUUGUUAUCUCCUUCUUGUGUUGCUGCUGAAACCCCAAUUCAAGGGCAGGAGAUGAAGGUGAUCAAGAAACAGAAGCAGAGGAGGGGGCAGGAAUUAUCCGGCAAAUCACAGGAGCCAUCUGGCAAUUUGCCAUUGCCACUUCACCCCAGCCAUGCCUGUAACCCUCUACUAGCUGCCCCACUCCUGAAAUCCCCCGCUCCUGAAAUCCUAACAUUGCAAGAGGCUGCGCCGAUGAUGAGGAGAAGGAAGAUGCCUAAAGAGCAGAAGGUGGAUGCGCUGAUUUUCCCCCCAAAUCCUACCUUAAAAGAGCAUUGGGAGGAGGCCAUGAUAGCGACGAAGAAGAAGAGAAAGGGCAAGUGCAUACAGCAGAUAUUGUCAUCUCCUUCAGCAUCUAUUGCUGCUGAAACUCCAAUUCAGGAGCAGGAGGAGAAGGUGACCAAGAAACAAAAGCAGAGGAUGGGGCUGGAAGCAUCCAGCAACAUGCCGUUGCCACUUCACCCUGGCGAUGUCUCCAAGCCCCUACUCCCUGCCCCAUUCCUUCAAGCUGCCGCUCCCAAAAUCCUAACGUUGAAAGAGGCGGCAGCAAUGAUGAGAAAAAGGAAGAUGCAUAAAGAGGAGAAGGUGGAUGCACUGCCUUUUGCCCAAAAUCCUACCUUAGAGGAGGAGCAGCUGGAGGAGGCCAUGAUGGUGACGAAAAAGAAAAAGCACAAGCGCGUGGAGCAGAUAUUGUCACCUCCUUCUUCAUCUGUUACUGCAGAAACUCCGAUUCAGGAGCAGGAGGUGAAGAAACAGAAGCAGAGGAGAAGGCAGGAACCAUCUGGCAAGUCAGACCUGCCAUCCGGCAACUCGCCAUUGCCACUUCACCCUGGCCAUGCCUUUAAUCCCCUAUUCGCUGUGCCAUUCCCUCAGUCACCUGCUCCCGAAAUUCUUACGUUGGGGGAGGCGGCGGUGGCGGAGACAAUGAGUAAGAGGAAGAUGCGUAAGGAGAAGGUGGCUGCGCUGUCUUUUGCCCGAAAUCCUACCUUGGAGGAAGAGCAGGGGGAGGAGGCCAUGAUUGCGACGACUAAAAAGGAGCGCAAGCGUGUGGAGCAGAUAUUGUCAUCUGCUACAUCCAUUGCUGCCGAAACCCCAAUUCAGGAGCAGGAGGUGAAGGUGACCAAGAAACAGAAGCAGAGGAGGAAUCAGGAACCGUCUGGCAAGUCACCAUUGCCACUUGACCCUGGCCAGAGUCGCUGUGUUCAAUCACAAGGAGCCAAAGCUCCACCAGAACAAGAGGGAGAGAAUGAUGGCUGCAAGGGGAUUAAAAAGAGCAACGGGAGGAAAACCCGUGUACGUGUCCUCAGUAAGCAUGAGCUCAUCCAGGAGGCAAGGAAGCAGCCUCAGCCACUGCCCGAAGGCUUUGUGCCGUUCAGCGAUUUUGUUGCCAGUUGCACGGAGCAGAACCCUGACCAUUCAUCGCCUUACAGUGCAUUUUUCGACCAGUUCCGCUAUAACCCCGUCUGCAAAGAUCGCAAACCCCCACUUCCCAGAACCCCUGAUCGUCUGGCCAGGUUGCCACCUCGGGGUCACUCAUCAUUUGGGUCAUCUCAGCUCGCCGCAAAUGAAGCUUCCAGAGCUUCUAGGCCGGACACCAUUCUAGCGUCCAAGACAAAGCAGCAAGAUUCAGGUUUGGGAUCACAAGAGAAAGUUAGUGUAGAAGUAAAGGAAAACCCUGAAAACAAGACGAGGGAGAAGAAGCAAAGGAAACUAUCUGGCAAGUCACGAUUGCCAUUUGACUCCAGCCGGACUUGCUGUGUUCAGCUACAAGGAACCAAAGCUCUACCAGAACAGGACCAAGAAACUGAUGCCCCAAAGGUUAACAAUAUUGAAAAAAGGAACAGCAAGAAGGCCCAUGCCUGUGCUCCCAGCAAAUGCGAACUCUUCAAGGAGAUGACAAAGGAGCAGACGCUGACUGAAGGCUUUUUGGCACCCAAAGAUUUGGUUCCCAAUUGCACUGAGCAGAGUCCCAAUUAUUCAUCGCCUUCUGGUGCAUCCUUUGAUCCGUUCUGCUAUAGAUCUGCCCGGCAAGAUCUCAAUCCCCAACCUUCUAGAAGCACUGAUCAUCUAUCCAAGCUGCCACCUCGGCAUUACCCAUCAUUUGAGUUGCCUGAGCUCACUAUGAGUGAAACCUCCAAGGCUUUCAAGGCUAACAAUUCUGUGGAGUCCAAGUCAAAGAAGAAAGAUGCAGGUUCAGGCACCUCAGGCUCACAGAAGAAACAAAAUGUAAAAGAAAAGACAACCCCUGAGAAGAAGACGAGGAUCAGGAAACCACGACCAGUGUUUACCGCUGCUGAGAAGCGCUCAGACAAAUACCGACGCGUUCCCUUGGACCAGCUGGUAUCACCGCCACGUUCUCCUCAUAAUCUCUUGCAGGAGAAGUACGCCUCUGACCCGUGGAAGGUUAUGCUCAUCUGCAUGUUCCUCAACUUAACACAGGGUAUACAGGUCAAGAGGAUAUUGGAGGGCUUCUUUGAACGCUAUCCUGACCCUUGGUCUGCAAUUAACGCUGAUCCUGACAAGAUGGCGGAGUAUCUAGCGCCUCUAGGGUUGCAGCAUGUUAGGACACGCAAUAUCAAGAAAUUGUCCAAGCAGUAUGUUGGAAAUGAAUGGACCCAUAUUACGCAGCUUUGUGGCGUCGGCAAGUACGCAGCUGAUGCUUAUGCAAUAUUUUGUGCGGGUAGGGCGAGGGAGGUGGUACCUGAUGAUCACAAGUUAGUUGAUUACUGGAACUAUGUCUGCUUUGAGUUGCCCAUGACGCAGAUGGAUUAGUUCAGUGCCAGUACAUGUUCAGUGAAGUGCAAGGGGAAGCAGAUGUGGAUGACGCCAUGCAGUCCUACUAGAUGGGAUAAUUUUAUAGUGUAACUGGGGUUGGUUUUGCGUGGUUCAUGUACCUUGGAUACUCUUGCUCCUUUAGAUUAGUGUUAAGCCUUAUUGAGAUGAUAUUACCUGACAAGCACAUCUGAUGGAUGCAGCGAGUUAUGUUUGCAGUUGCCAUUCGUUAGUUUUCUUUUGUAUAUAUAUACUCGCGUCAUCAGUUCAAAGCUUGGUACUGAUUCA
This is a messenger RNA of Triticum urartu, 4534 nucleotides long. NCBI's taxonomy places the organism in Eukaryota, Viridiplantae, Streptophyta, Magnoliopsida, Poales, Poaceae. The record is from RefSeq and is a predicted model, not a curated record.